Molecule: messenger RNA, 3075 nt
Organism: Lactuca virosa
Lineage: Eukaryota; Viridiplantae; Streptophyta; Magnoliopsida; Asterales; Asteraceae
Source: the annotation of a GenBank genome assembly
AUGCUUUCUUCAAAGUUUUUACUUUUCUCUCUAGCUCUACUAAUCAUUACACUUUCUUCAAUACUAAAAUUUGCUUCUGCAUCUUUAGAGGAAGCAAAUUCUCUUCUUAAAUGGAAAGAAAGCCUUCAGAUCCCAAACAACUCCUUGGUUUCUUCAUGGCUUCCUAAGAAUUCCAGUACAUCGGUUUCAUGCACUUCUUGGUUGGGAGUAAUUUGCAAUGCUGAUGGGAGCAUUCACACGUUGAACCUACUAACAUCAUCAGGAAUAAACGGUACACUUCACCAAUUUCCAUUCUCUAUGCUACACAAUCUUACACAUUUUGAGCUCGGUGUAAACAACUUCUUUGGCCCAAUCCCACCAGAAAUACGGCUCCUGUCCAAACUCGUUUAUCUUGACUUUUCAGAAAAUAGAUUUUCUGGAGUAAUCCCACCUGAAAUAGGGAUGUUAGCCACUCUUGAAACCCUCUACCUCAAUGGAAAUAACUUGAGUGGUUCAAUACCACAAGAGAUCGGUCAAUUAACGUUUCUUUAUGAGCUUGCAUUGUAUAAUAAUUCUCUUGAAGGAGAAUUAUCUCCAUCAUUGGGAAAUUUGAAGAAUUUGGCUUAUCUUUAUCUCGAUAACAAUAAACUUUCGGGUCAAAUUCCUCAAGAGUUUGGACAGCUUGUCAAUCUUGUUGAAGUCUAUAUCACUCAAAAUUCACUUCAUGGUCCCAUUCCACCUAGCAUAGGAAAUCUGAGAAAACUAACCAUCUUGUACCUUUUUAAAAACCAUCUAAAUGGUUCAAUCCCACAAGAAAUAGGAAGCAUGGUUUCACUUGAGCGCCUAAGCCUCUUCUCAAACAAUCUGUCUGGCUCAAUCCCCUCAUCAUUGGGUGAAUUGGCAUCUUUGAAACUCCUCCAUUUGUACCAAAAUCAACUCUCUGGUUCUAUUCCUGUUGAAAUUGGGAAUUUGAAAUCUCUCACUAAACUUGCGGUGAGUGGAAAUAAUCUUAGUGGCCCUAUCCCUUCAUCACUAGAAAACCUGAGCAGCCUACAAUAUCUUUCCAUCCGUGACAACAAAUUAUCUGGGAAUAUACCACAAGGAUUGGGAAGUCUAGAUUUGGUUGAGCUAGAAAUGGACACAAAUCAAUUGUCUGGUCAUUUGCCCAAAGAUUUGUGCCACAGGGGAAACCUUAUAUAUUUAUCACUACGUGGUAAUCAGCUCACUGGUCCUAUUCCAAGAGGCUUAAGGAAUUGUCGUAGCCUAAUUAGAGCUUUCUUUGAUGACAAUCAAUUCACUGGAGAUAUAUCGAAAAGCUUUGGGGUCUAUCCAAGCUUAGUUUACCUUGAUCUCAGUCACAAUAAGUUUCAUGGGCAGCUUUCUGAAAACUGGAGUAAAUGCAAGAAUUUGACAGCCUUAAGGAUAGGAUAUAACAACAUUAGUGGUAGCAUUCCACCCGAGUUUGGAAACUCAACUCAACUAGGCAAGCUUGAUCUUACUUCAAAUCAUAUUGUUGGGGAGAUCCCUAAGGAGAUUGGGAAGAUGAAAAGUAUGCUGUAUUUGUCCUUGGCUGAUAACCAACUUUCAGGUAUUAUACCUAAUGAGCUCGGAUCACUGCAUGAUCUUAUUGCUCUUGAUCUGUCCACAAAUAGACUGAAUGGUAUGAUACCAAGAAAUAUUGGUGACUGGACACACAUGUAUUACUUGAAUCUUAGUAAUAACAAACUCAGUGAAAAAAUCCCGUCUGAGAUAGGUAAAGUAAGUCAACUGACAACACUUGAUUUAUCUCAUAAUUUGCUCAAGGAAGAGAUACCAUCUGAAGUUCAAAGUUUGCAAAAUUUGGUGAAAUUGGAUCUUUCUCACAAUAGACUAUCGGGGUCUAUUCCUGAUGCUUUUGAAAAGUUCCUUAGUGGGAUUGAUAUCAAUUUUUCUUACAAUGAGCUUACAGGUCCAGUUCCCCCUUAUGCAAUCUUUGCCAAUGCAUCAUUACAUGUAUUUCAAGGCAAUCCAGGUUUGUGUGGAAAUGUUACUGGAUUAAAGCUUUGUUCAAGUCAAAAUAUAAUGAAGAAAAAAGAUCCCUUUCAUCAUAAGCUCGUCCUUGUAAUUGUGCUUCCUAUUUUCGGGGCAUUUUUACUUGGUUUACUCAUGUGUGGCCUCAUAGCUUAUCGACGACAAAAGAAAAUUUUGCCACAUGAACAACCAUCAGAUGAGGAAGGUGAUGAUUUCUUCUCAAUAUCAAGUUUUGAUGGAAGAGUAGUGUAUGAUGAAGUCUUGAAGGCAACAAAUGGCUUUGACGAUGCAUAUUGUAUUGGGAUAGGAGGAUAUGGUAUUGUAUACAAAGCUGAACUACAACCUAACAACGUAGUAGCUGUCAAGAAACUUCACUCAUCAACAGGUAAGGUUGAUCGUAAGGGUUUCCUUAAUGAGGUACGAGCAUUAACGAACAUAAGGCAUCGGAACAUAGUGAAACUCUAUGGAUAUUGCUCCCAUGCUCGCCACUCAUUUUUGAUUUAUGAAUACCUUGAAAAGGGUAGUGUCGGAUCAAUCUUAAGUAGCGAUAUCUUGGCAAAAGAAUUGGAUUGGUUGAAACGGAUCAAAAUUGUAAAGGGUGUAGCUAAUGCCUUGGCUUAUAUGCAUCAUGACUGUUCACCUCCUAUCAUUCAUAGAGACAUUUCCAUAGCCAACAUCCUUCUUGAUUCUGAUUAUGAGGCACAUAUUUCUGAUUUUGGCACAUCCAAGCUUUUAAAGCUAGACUCAUCCAACUGGACCACAAUUGCAGGCACCUACGGUUAUAUCUCGCCAGAGCUUGCUUAUACAAUGGUGGCCACUGAGAAAUGCGAUGUGUAUAGCUUUGGAGUUGUUGCACUGGAAGUGAUGAUGGGAAAGCAUCCUGGAGAACUCAUAACAUCUUUACCGACAUUGGCUGUUGAUUAUCUAUUGCUAGCAACUGUGGGAGAUCGUCGUAUACCGCCUCCAUCAUCAGUAGUUGAGAAACAAGUAAAGUUAGUUCUGAGUCUCUCAAGAGCAUGUUUGAACUCCAACCCACAUGCAAGGCCAACAAUGCGGCAAGUUUCAAAUCUGCUAAUGGAGGAUUAG